UUGGAGUUUGAUAUGAUGUGAUUACAGAAUCACCCCAGUGACACGUUGCCCAGCUCGCCAGAAUGAAGGUCUGAGUCUUCCGGGAGGUGAUCUCUGAAAUUGCUCAGUGAGCACCCCUAAUUCUGCUGAUUUAUUGCUGAUAAUCACUCACAAUGGAAACCAAUCAAAAAUGUGGGGAUGGACUGACUGGCACGCAGAAAGAGGCGACGCUGCGUGCGCUCAUCCAGCGCACAGGAUAUCAAUUACACCAGGAAAAUGGCCAGAGGAGAUACGGGGGUCCGCCUCCUGGCUGGGAAGGCCCGCCUCCAGAAAGGGGCAGUGAAAUCUUUGUGGGCAAGCUGCCUCGAGACCUGUUUGAGGAUGAGCUGGUACCUCUCUGUGAAAAAUUUGGCAAAUUAUAUGAAGUACGGAUGAUGAUGGAUUUCAAUGGAAACAACAGAGGCUAUGCUUUUGUUACUUUUACCACAAAACAGGAAGCCAAGAAUGCCAUGAAGCAGCUGAAUAAUUAUGAAAUCAGGAACGGCCGUCUCCUGGGAGUGUGCGCCAGUGUAGACAACUGCCGUCUCUUCGUGGGAGGCAUCCCUAAGACCAAGAAAAAGGAGGAGAUCUUGGCUGAGAUGAAGAAGGUGACGGAUGGAGUGGUGGAGGUGAUUGUUUACCCCAGCGCUGCCGACAAGACCAAAAACAGAGGCUUCGCUUUUGUGGAGUACGAGAGCCAUCGCGCCGCUGCCAUGGCCCGGAGGAAACUGCUGCCAGGCCGGAUCCAGCUGUGGGGUCAUGCAAUCGCUGUGGACUGGGCGGAGCCAGAAGUGGAGGUGGAUGAAGACACUAUGGCCACUGUGAAGAUUCUCUAUGUGAGGAACCUGAUGUUGGCCACAACUGAGGAGACCAUAGAGAAGGAGUUCAACAGCAUCAAACCUGGUGCCGUGGAGAGAGUGAAGAAGAUCAGGGAUUACGCAUUUGUUCACUUCUCUCAGAGAGAGGACGCCAUCACUGCUAUGAAUGCGCUGAAUGGAAAGAUCAUUGAUGGCUCUCCCAUAGAAGUGACGCUAGCCAAGCCAGUGGAUAAGGACAGUUACGUCCGUUAUACUCGUGGUACAGGGGGGCGUGGUGCUGCCCUGCUACAGGGAGACUAUGCCUACACACUGGGCCAGAUGUACGACCCCUCAGCUGCCUACCUUGGUGCCCCUGUGUUUUAUGCACCACAUGCGUAUGCUGCCCUCCCAAGCCAGUUUAGGUUCCCCACGGCUAAAGGUCCCGUGGGGGGGCGGGGACUGGUGCGCUCGCCCUCGGUCAGAGAAAUUUACAUGAAUGUGCCUGUAGGGGCGGCGGGGGUGCGCGGUUUGGGCGGCAGGGGGUACCUCGCCUACGCAGGUGUGGGCCGCGGCUGCCCCACCUACAUAAAGACAGACAAACGCCCUGAGGACAAACUCUACGACUUGCUUCCUGGCAUGGAGCUGACGCCCAUGAACCCCGUGACCCUAAAGCCUCAGGGCAUCAAGCAUUCCCCACAGAUCUUGGAGGAUAUCUGUCAGAAGAAUAACUGGGGACAGCCAGUAUACCAGCUUCACUCUGCGAUUGGUCCAGAUCAGAGACAACUGUUCCUGUACAAAAUCACUAUACCUGCUCUGGCCACCCAGAACCCCAACAUACACCCAUUCACCCCAGCCAAGCUGUGUGCAGCAGUGGAUGAAGCUAAAAUCCACGCCGCGGAGAACGCCCUGCAGACCCUGGGCCUGCAGACAGAGGGCGCUGACGCUUCCGCUGCUGCCCUCGCUGCUGCCGCUGCUGCCACUGCUGCUGCCGCAGCAUUCCCAGGUUAUGCCAUAGCCAACACUGCUGCUACUGUCACUGCUUCCCAGCUCAAACAGACUGUGUCUCUGGGUCAGGACCUGGCAGCAUACGCCACCUACGAGGGUUAUCCAGCGUUCGCUGUGGCAACCCGCGGAGACGGCUACGGCGUUUUCUAAAACCCUGCAAAACUCAAUCUCAGUCAGCUAUUCUCAUUCCUCUAUUAUCCUGUUCUACACGGAGCCUGAAGAAAUACUCUACAUCCCAUAACUGUAGAACAUUAUAGAGUCAUGAUUAUGACUUUACUCAGGAAACAGAAAAGAUACAACCCUGUCUUAUAGAGAAACCCUUACUCUCACCAUUCACACAAACACACACACAAACACAUACUUGUACUUUUACUAACUGAGGACCAUGUUCUGAAGACCUACUUUCUGAGGACCUCCUACAUUAUGGUCAUUACUCUAUAACUUAGAUAUAAAGUUAAUAAGGUUGAAACAUCUGCCCUUUAAGUUCUAUACAUUGAUAUGGUAUAUACGGUGGCCGAGAAAGCCCAGCGCAGUGCAAAUUGAAAAGCGCUGCAAAAGCACAAAACACAUCCAUCAAAAUUACAACACAGGCGCAGCAAAUAGAAAAACGCGCUGCAAAUAGAAAAACGCGCUGCAAAUAGAACCACAACACAACGGAAGUGAGUCACAACACAACGGAAUUUUCCCGGGGGACCUUAAAAGAUACUGUACCAGCUAAGCUGCGUCUUCAGUAACGUCUCGGACUUCACUAUGUGUACAAAGGACAAUAAGUGGCAAACAAGGCGUUUUGUGAAGCAGAACUUUUAAUAAUAUGCACACAACCGUGGUAAUCACAGGUAAUAAACAUAACUUACUUUUCAGAAGCUUGUUUGCCACUUAUUGUCCUUUGUAUACAGCUGUACAGCAUCUUUUAAGGUCCCCCGGGAAAAUUCCGUUGUGUUGUGACUCACUUCCGUUGUGUUGUGGUUCUAUUUGCAGCGCGUUUUUCUAUUUGCUGCACCUGUGUUGUAAUUUUGAUGGAUGUGUUUUGUGCUUUUGCAGCGCUUUUCAAUUUGCACUGCGCUGGGCUUUCUCGGCCACCGUAGGUAUACAUAUUUUGGUAUUAAAGAUGAGAAAAGAUACAUCUUUUUGGAUUAAAUUAGAUAAUAUAACUCACACAACUCAGAAUACUUUUUGUUAAUGCUGCCUUUAAAUGAACUAAAAAAUACUAUCAAGUAUACUCGGUCCCAUCCCUGCAUCCCCGCAUUUCUUUGAUAUUUAAAGUUACAAAAUAUCAGGAAUGUUUAACAUAAGGAAAAUGAGUGGACGUAAGCUUUCAUAUGUAGUGUUCAUUUCGUGUGUCUGUUUUUUGUUUCUUUUUUUUUUAACUUUGAAACGUUUUAAGUCAUUUAGUUUGUAAGUCUUUUUUUCUUUUAAUAUAACCUUUAUAGUAACAUUUUGAGGACUUGCUACCUAAUACAAGCUUUAAACAUCCCACCUCGUCCUUUGACGAACGAUGAACGAAUGUGUGACUGUUGUCAUAUUCUCACAGUUUUGUCAAAUAUAGAGAUGCCUAAGCAGUGACAGUAUUAAAGUGUGUGUAGCACUUAGAACUUAUUUUUAUACCAGGAUUCCAGUGCUGUUUUUAUGACGUUGUUUUAGCAUGUUGCUAAAUCUUCUCAGUGAGUCUCAGUGAUUGGCAAAAAAAGCCCAAAGGAAAAUCAUUAAAGACUAAAACAUUAAUACUUCAAUUUCAAACAUCAAUAUGCUGUAAAAUGAAAGAGACAGAUUAAUAGAUAGAAUCAUCUGAAUGUGCCGUGUAGCAUCAAUAAAUUUACUGAAAUUCUAAA
Astyanax mexicanus (Mexican tetra) is the source of this 3649-nucleotide messenger RNA. RefSeq names its product apobec1 complementation factor (gene a1cf). The transcript is spliced from 12 exons. The record is from RefSeq and is a predicted model, not a curated record. Gene Ontology annotation, molecular function: mRNA binding. Lineage: Eukaryota; Metazoa; Chordata; Actinopteri; Characiformes; Acestrorhamphidae. Bases 153 to 1970 code for a protein of 605 amino acids. Gene Ontology annotation, cellular component: nucleus.